AUGGAUUUGGUAAACCACCUAAACGAUAGACUAUUAUUUGCUAUCCCUAAAAAGGGACGUCUUUAUGAAAAGAGUGUUACGAUAUUAAAUGGCUCUGAUAUAAAAUUCCACCGUUCACAGAGAUUAGAUAUCGCAUUAUGUACUACAUUACCAAUUGCACUUAUUUUCUUACCUGCAGCAGAUAUCCCUAUGUUUGUUGGUGAGGGUAGAUGUGAUCUUGGUAUUACUGGUGUGGACCAAGUUCGCGAAGCCAAGAUGGAUGUAGACUUACCUAUUGAUUUGAAAUUUGGUAGUUGUAAAUUACAAGUGCAAGUACCUGUUAACGGACCAUAUACUAAACCUGAACAAUUAAUUGGUAAGACUAUUGUUUCCAGUUUCACUAAUUUGACUGAAGAAUACUUUGCUAAAUUGGAAGGUGUUCCAGCAGAAAAGAUGACUACUAAAGUUAAAUAUGUGGGUGGUUCCGUGGAAGCUUCAUGUGCCUUAGGUGUUGCUGAUGCCAUCGUGGAUCUUGUAGAGAGUGGUGAAACCAUGCGUGCCGCAGGAUUGAUCGAUAUUGCCACUGUCUUGGAGACCAGUGCUCAUGUCAUUGAAUCUAAGAACCCAAGAAGCGAUAAAGAUUUGAUUGAGACUAUUAAAUCCAGAAUUGAAGGUGUUAUUACUGCGCAAAGAUACGUUUGUUGUAAUUAUAACGCCCCAGAAGAUAAGUUGUCCCAAUUACUCACAAUCACACCCGGUAGAAGAGGUCCAACGAUCUCCAAGAUAGAUUCCGAUGGUUGGGUUGCUGUAAACUCGAUGAUCGAAAGAAGCAAGAAGGGUGAGAUCAUGGACGAAUUGAAGAAGAAAGGUGCUGCUGACAUAAUGGUCUUUGAGAUCUCCAAUUGUCGUGUUUAA
Naumovozyma castellii is the source of this 894-nucleotide messenger RNA. It is a transcript of the gene HIS1, whose product is annotated as ATP phosphoribosyltransferase. NCBI's taxonomy places the organism in Eukaryota, Fungi, Ascomycota, Saccharomycetes, Saccharomycetales, Saccharomycetaceae. The record is from RefSeq and is a predicted model, not a curated record. Bases 1 to 894 code for a protein of 297 amino acids. The transcript has a single exon.